Paramuricea clavata is the source of this 1098-nucleotide messenger RNA. NCBI's taxonomy places the organism in Eukaryota, Metazoa, Cnidaria, Anthozoa, Malacalcyonacea, Plexauridae. The record is from the annotation of a GenBank genome assembly.
AUGGACGACGAUAUUAUGAAAGAACAAGGACUACGAGAUAUUUACUACAGUCCUAAGACUGGAUUCCAAACACCAGAGAAACUAUAUCUUAGAGCAGUAUCAGACGGACUUAAAGUAACCAGAAACCAGGUCAAGAAAUGGAUAAACGAGCAAGACACAUACACUAGGUACAGACAAGUAUUCAGUAAACAUAAGUUCAGACAGACGUACGUUCAAACUUUAGGUGAACAGUUACAAAUGGAUUUAGUUGACAUGACAAAAUAUGCCGAUAAGAAUAAGGGAUACCGAUGGAUUCUCACAUCAAUCGAAAUACUAAGUAGGUACGCAUUCACGGUACCAGUGUAUAGGAAAAACGCGACAUCAAUGAAGGACGCAGUCAGUAACAUUUUAGAGCAAUUUAAUAAUCGUUUUGGUAAAUACCCAAAAUUCGCCCAGUUUGAUCAGGGCACAGAGUUCUACAACAAAGAAGUAAAGUCAUUGCUCAAUAAACAUAACAUUGAGUUUUUCUCCACUUACUCAGAUAAAAAGGCUGCAGUUGUGGAAAGAUUUAACAGAACAUUGAAAUCUCUAAUGUGGAAGUACUUUUACAGUGCCAGUACAUAUAAAUGGUUAGACGUCCUUCAAGACUUAACUGAUAAUUACAACAGUUCAGUGAACAGAUCAAUUAAAACAACACCAGACAGUGUAAAUGAGUCCAAUUGGACUGAAGUAUGGAAGACACUUUUUAGUCACAAUUUAGGCAAGCCGUCAGAACCAAAGUUUGCUGUCGGAGAAAGUGUCAGGAUCUCAAAGUACAAAUCAGUGUUCACAAAAGGAUACGAAGCUAAUUUCACAGAGGAGUUAUUUACGGUGACGGAAGUGUAUCACGGCCAUCCAAACACGUACACAAUAGAAGACAGUGCUGGUGAAGUAAUAAUUGGCAGAUUCUAUGAACAGGAACUGUAUAGCGCUGAAGGAAGAGAACCUGAUUUUAAGAUAGAGAAAGUACUAAGAAGAAAAACGGUGAAGGGUAAAAAGAUGGCUCUCAUUAAGUGGUUAGGUUAUGAUGACAAAUUUAACAGUUGGAUCCCAGCUGGAGACAUUAAGUCCCUAACAUAA